Messenger RNA from Exophiala oligosperma, 1184 nucleotides. Its product is annotated as mitochondrial import inner membrane translocase subunit tim17. Gene Ontology annotation, biological process: protein import into mitochondrial matrix. Bases 236 to 709 code for a protein of 157 amino acids. Gene Ontology annotation, molecular function: transmembrane protein transporter activity. Gene Ontology annotation, cellular component: mitochondrial inner membrane; TIM23 mitochondrial import inner membrane translocase complex. Lineage: Eukaryota; Fungi; Ascomycota; Eurotiomycetes; Chaetothyriales; Herpotrichiellaceae. The transcript has 3 exons. The record is from RefSeq and is a predicted model, not a curated record.
UUCUAUUUUACUUAGACUCGAUCCACGCAACGACUGCAUGUGAGCGCUGCUGUUUCUUCCUGCAGCGCCGAACGACUUGAGCCUGCAAUCCGAUCCUCCUGCCGUCACAGUAGAAGAAAAACCUUGAUCCUCCAACCUCUGUCGCUGCUUAAGAAAUACCGUGCGCAGUGCUUAUACCAUUGCUCAAACGAUUCCAGAGUCCAUCAGGGCCUCUUCUUAAUCAGAUUCUAUCAUAAUGGAUCACUCACGAGAUCCAUGCCCGUGGGUAGCGCUGUCCGACUUUGGAGGUGCCUUUUCAAUGGGUGCUCUGGGAGGAACAUUGUGGCACGGUAUUAAAGGCUUCAGAAAUUCUCCAUAUGGCGAACGACGGAUAGGCAUGAUCACCGCCGUCAAAGCUCGAGCACCAGUCACUGGCGGCAACUUCGGCGUAUGGGGUGGCUUGUUCAGCACAUUCGAUUGCGCAGUAAAAGGCAUCAGAAAGAAGGAGGAUCCCUACAAUUCAAUCAUUGCCGGCUUCUUCACCGGUGGUGCUCUUGCGAUAAGAGGAGGCUACAAAGCAGCCCGAAAUGGAGCCAUCAUGUGUGCAAUCUUCCUGGCGGUCAUUGAGGGCGUGGGCAUUGGUAUCCAGAGAUUAAUGGCAGAAAAUACGAGACUCGAUCUUCCUCCUCCUGGCACACCACCUUCAGAAUCUCCUCGUGUGGCCGCAUGACUUGAGAUGGUCACCACUCCACACUUUAUCUAAGAUCUCCGUCGUUGGAUUCGACGCGCCUAACGACCCAACUUUAGCGGUUUCUCUACUCUCCAAAGUCUCACCUUUCUCUGGUCAAUGGGGUCUUUGUGCAUAGCGGGCGUAUGGACAUAAAGGUUUUAUUCUGUGGCGAGAGUCGACUCUGGCCGACGAAGUGCCGUGAUGUCGAUGUGAAUACAAAACGGCAGAGAGCAAUGCAUACUGUCGCAUUGUGAUCCUGGUGGAGGCCCAGGCGAAUGAGACUUUCAUUUGCAAUCCGGGUUGUAUUACAUGUAUGAUGAUAGAAGAGUGUCAAUCUUACACCGACUAAUAUCGAACUCCAAAAUACUGUAAACGUCUUCAAGCGCCCAGAACAAGACUGAGUUUUCACGAAUGCCAAAAGAGUGACCAGAACUACCUUAGUUAAUCAGCUUGAAUUACACCAUAGGAGAAUCAC